CAAAGGCAGGAAGCGACUAGACUGCUGCUGACUAGUACAACUGUCUUGUCUUUUGUUAGCAGCGUCUCCAUUAAUUGAGCGGGAAAAACCCACACACAAAAUCCGAAGGGCUAAACUGCAGAGCCCACGCUUUUUGUAACUGUAAUCGAAGUCCAAUACUAGCCCUAGGGUUUCGCCGAUAAUGGCGAAUGUUCAUGGUGUUGUUGAUCAGGACCAGCAAUGGUUACUCAAUUGUUUGUCCGCCACUCUCGACCCUAACCAAGAGGUUCGCUCUUUCGCCGAAGCUUCACUUAAUCAGGCCACUCUUCAGCCAGGGUUUGGAAGUGCACUAGCCCAGGUUGCUGUAAACAGAGAGCUCUCACUAGGGUUGCGCCAGCUAGCUGCUGUCCUUCUGAAGCAGUUUAUUAAGAAACACUGGCAUGAGGGUGAUGAAUCUUUUGAGCAUCCUGUUGUUUCCUUUGAUGAAAAGGAAAAAAUACGCAGACUUCUAUUGUUGUCACUGGAUGACUCCUAUAGAAAAAUGUGCACUGCAAUUAGUAUGGCUAUUGCAUCGAUUGCGCUUCAUGAUUGGCCAGAGGAUUGGCCUGACUUGUUGCCUUAUCUCCUGAAGUUAAUUAAUGACCAGACAAAUCGGGAUGGAGUAAAUGGAGCUUUGAGGUGCUUGGCUCUUCUUUCUGAUGACUUGGAUGAUAAAGUGAUGCCCACAUUAGUGCCUCUUUUGUUCCCAUGCCUGCUUACUAUUGUUUCAUCCACUCAGGUGUAUGACAAAUACUUACGUGCAAAAGCUCUUUCAAUUAUUUAUUCUUGCAUCUCCAUGCUGGGUGCAAUGUGUGGCGUUUAUAGGAUGGAAACCAGCACAAUAUUAAUACCUAUGAUUAAACCUUGGAUGGCUCAAUUUGCUAUUAUCCUAAAUCAACCAGUGGAACCUAAAGAUCCUGAUGAUUGGAGUAUCAGAAUGGAGGUUUUGAAGUGCUUGAAUCAAUUUGUUCAGAAUUUCCCUAGCCUUACGGAAAGUGAAUUCAUGAUAAUAAUGGGACCAUUGUGGCAAACUUUUGUAACAUCGUUAAGAGUAAGGUCAUCUGUUGAUAGUUUGGAAGACCUAUAUGAGGGAAGGUAUGAUUCUGAUGGUACAGAAAAAAGCUUUGACUCCCUUGUGAUCCAGUUAUUUGAGUUUCUGCUGACCAUUGUGGGUAGCAAAAAAUUUGUAAAGGUUGUUAUGAACCACAUUAAAGAAUUGGUGUACUAUACUAUUGCUUUUCUGCAAAUGACAGAACAACAGGUCCACACAUGGUUAAUGGAUGCCAAUCAGUUUGUUGCUGAUGAGGAUGAGGCCACUUACAGCUCUCGUGUUUCUGGUGCACUUUUACUUGAAGAAGUGGCAAAUGUAGCUGGAAUGGAAGGGAUUAAUGCCAUCAUAGAAGCUGCUAAAGAACGAUUUAGUGAUUCUCAAAAGGAAAAAGCAGCAGGUUCUGCAGUCUGGUGGAGACUAAAGGAGGCUACUUUAUUUGCAUUGGCGUCUGUGUCAGAACAAUUGCUUGAAGCAGAGGAUUCAGCACUAGUGAGAGUUGGUUUGAGGGAUCUUCUGGAACAAAUAAUUGUUGAAGAUUCUGAAUCUGGAGUACACGAACAUCCCUUUCUAUAUGCUCGAAUUUUCACAUCCAUUGCUAAGUUCUCCUCUUUGAUCAGCCGUGAAGUUCUUGAGCAUUUUAUUCAUGCUGCUACAAAAGCAAUUGGCAUGGACGUGCCUCCUCCUGUGAAAGUAGGUGCGUGCAGGGCACUGUCUCAGCUCUUACCUGAAGCAAACAAAGGAAUCAUUCAAUCCCAAAUGAUGAAUUUAUUUUCAUCUCUUAUUAAUCUUCUUAAUCAGGCAUCAGAUGAAACCUUGGACUUGGUACUUGAAACACUGCAAGCAGUCAUUAAGUCAGGUCAUGAAUUAUCAGCUUCAGUAGAGCCUCUAAUCUCUCCUGUGAUCCUUAAUAUGUGGGUAUCACAUGUUUCAGAUCCCUUUAUCAGUAUUGGGGCAAUUGAGGUUCUGGAGGCACUGAAAAAUGCUCCUGGUUGUAUCCAUCCACUGGUUUCCAGAAUUCUACCAUACAUAGGGCCAAUCUUAAAUAAUCCCCAGCAGCAACCUGAUGAAUUAGUUGCCGGGUCAUUGGAUCUUGUGACAAUGUUAUUAAAGAAUUCUGCUGUUGAUGUCGUAAAAGCAGUUUAUGAUGUUUGUUUUGAUGCUAUUAUUCGGAUAGUUCUUCAAAGUGAUGAUCACAGUGAAAUGCAGAAUGCAACAGAAUGUUUAGCAGCUUUGAUAUCUGGGGGAAGGCAAGAUAUGCUCGCUUGGGGUGACUCUGGAUUUAUAAUGAGAAGUUUACUCGAUGUAGUUUCAAGGCUUCUGGAUCCAGAUUUGGAAAGCUCUGGAUCUCUCUUUGUUGGUAGCUACAUUUUGCAACUUAUACUUCAUUUUCCAUCACAAAUGCUACCUCACAUUCGAGAUCUGAUUGCUGCUCUUGUUAGGCGUAUGCAAUCUGUUCAAAUAGAAGGGUUGAAAAGCUCAUUGAUAGUCAUAUUUGCUCGAUUGGCCCACUUGAGUGUACCAAAUGUCGAACAGUUUAUUGAUUUACUGACCACUAUCUCUGCGGAAGGUCAUGAUAAUUCGUUUGUUUAUUUGAUGUUGGAGUGGACUAAACAACAAGGAGAGAUUAAUGGGGCAUACCAAAUUAAAGUGACUACGACUGCUUUAGCCUUACUGCUAUCUACUGGGCAUGCUGAAUUAGCAAAAGUAAAUGUGCAAGGACAUCUAAUUAAGUCUGUUGCAGGGAUAACCACUCGCUCCAAAGCUAAAUUAGCACCAGAUCAGUGGACCGUGGUCCCACUUCGUGCAAAGAUACUGGCUCUAUUGGCAGAUGCAUUGGUUGAAAUACAAGAGCAGGUUUUGGCUGAUGAUGAGGAGGGCAGUGACUGGGAAGAAGUUCAGACCGAAGAUGCCGAAGCUGAUAAUAAUUUAUUGUAUACAGCUGGGAUCACAUCACGUAGCAGAACUACAAAUGAACAUCUUGAAGCUAUGGCUAAAGUUUACAAUGAGGAUCAGGAAGAUGGUUACGAAGAUGACCUAAUAAGUGUGUCUGAUCCUCUUAAUCAGAUCAAUCUUGCAAGCUAUCUUGCGGAAUUCUUUGUAAAAUUUGCACAAUGCAAUAAGCAACUGUUUGAUCAUCUAUGCCAGAGCUUGACUCAGACUCAGAAGAAUGCUAUUCAAAUGGUUUUGAAUUGCUGACCAAUUUGUUUGGUAAUAUAUUUUUUUAUAUUAUAUUCUUCAAGGGUUUACUUGCUUAGUUUUGUACAAGAAUGAUAUGAAAAGAAGGUUUUUUUUUAGUAAGUUCAUAUAGUUUGGCCAAAGAUGUCUCUGAGUAUUGUGUUUUUGAAAUGAGAGCGGGUUUUGAUUUUUAGUGUUUUAGAAAUGAGAGCGGGUUUUGAUUUUUCAAAUUGGGUAGCUGCCAGUUCUUUGCAUCAUCUACGUUGUAUGUAACAUUUUCUUUGUAUAUUUUUUCAUUUAUUAUUGAGAAUACAUGAUCUGUCUAUUUUUCCCGCUUA
This is a messenger RNA of Cannabis sativa, 3582 nucleotides long. RefSeq lists its product as uncharacterized. The record is from RefSeq and is a predicted model, not a curated record. Gene Ontology annotation, molecular function: small GTPase binding. Bases 182 to 3265 code for a protein of 1027 amino acids. Lineage: Eukaryota; Viridiplantae; Streptophyta; Magnoliopsida; Rosales; Cannabaceae. Gene Ontology annotation, cellular component: cytosol; nuclear envelope. The transcript is spliced from 33 exons. Gene Ontology annotation, biological process: protein import into nucleus.